UUACUUUCGACUGUUUUCAGAUUUUUAUGGAUUUUGAAAUCCAGUACCGCGGCCCACUUUUGAUGCCUUGGUUUUCAAAAACUGAGGUACUUGCGAAAGGUGCAAAUUUCGGGAAACCCUGCGUUGACACGCGAUGUGUGAUUGAAAUUGUGAACGUUCAACCCGAAAUUCCGGGAUUGGAUGUCGGUCGAAGAGAUGUUGUUCUAGGCGAGAGUGAUGCUCUUCAUCGAUUUCUGUUGGACGUCGGACUGGAGACGAUGACUCCUGGGGAAGAGGCGAUGUUUGAUUAUAACACGAGCCAUUUCUCAGAUGUGAUCAAAGACUUUUCUACGGACUCGUCAGUGAUGUUCUCUUGCCGGCUAAAGUUGUUGUCGUGCGAACAGCAACCCAGACUAGGAUUUCGCACCAAGGACGAGCUUCGUGCUAAAGCUUUGAAUCUCAAAACUCGAGGUGUCGCUCUGUUUGUGGCGAAUAGAAUGUAUUUGGCUCUCCGCCGAUUUUCCGAAGCGUUUAAACUUGUUUGCCUGUGGGAGUCUUUGGUGGAUGGUCUCGGAGAUGAAAAGGAAGAAUUGUUGAAGCUUAAAGCUAAUUUGUACAGUAACUUGGCUGCUGUUUAUCUGAAAUCUGGAGUGCAAGACGAAUGGGUGUAUUGUCUAACGCAACGUGGUCUACACUUAUUAUCUGAUGAUGAAAAGUUGCUCUACAGAUUCGGUAUUGUUUGUGUCAAAUUGAAGAAGUACGAAGCUGCUGAGAGUGCCUUUAGUAAGUUGCUGCAUUUGAAUCAGAAUCAUGCAACUGCCGUGGAUCAGCUGAGACUCAUAAAGCAAUUGAAAAAGAACGAAGACGAGAAGCUUGGGUUUGCGAUGAAGAAGUUGUUUAAUCCUGGAUAACGCUGUCUUCUGGUUUCUCUGACCAGUUUUCAUUCCGUUCUCUGAGAAUUUUCUCUUUACAAUGUGACCGAACUUUGCAAGCAAUUUCAUCUUCACGAAGAGUGCCCGUAUAGUGCGUGAAUUUCGCAUAAAUUCCUAAGGCUUGUGUUGUCUGUUAGGUACGAUUUGCAAGAUGUGGGACUUUUAAAAUUGAGCCGAUAAUGAGCUGUUUUCGCCCAACUGCUCGAAUCGUUAAGAUCAUCACGCAAUGACUGACGUACAUGCAUAUCUUUAAAAAUGCAACGUGGGUUAUGAGAGUCUGUGAUUGUGAUCUCCAGAAGUUGGGGAACAUUUUUAUCGAAAAAAUCCGUCAUUUUCGAAACACGGCCAGAUUUAAUAAAAUUCAAGUGUUUCUGUUUCCAUAUUGUACGCAUGAAGCUUCUUCGUCGAAAAGUUGUGAUGUUGAGUAUGUUCGGUCUUCUUCAGGUAGAGUUUUAUUUUUCUCUGUGCCAUGUCAGCGAAAAGUGCGGGACAACUGACGACCAGUCAGGAUGCUCUUCGACGAACUGUGUAUUUUGUCAUGUUCGCAACUCUGAUCCUCGAUCUCCUGGCAUUUACGUGUAUCCUCCCCCUGUUCCCGUCUAUUUUGGAACAUUUCGAUAAAGCGGACAAUGACGUGAUGUACAAUGGGGUCAAGAACUGGUUGAAGCAGUUUCAAGGUACUCUGGGUGUUCCCGAUCAGUAUACAUCGGUCCUCUUCGGAGGUGCCCUCGGUUCGUUAUUCUGUUUUUUGCAGUUUUUGGCCGGACCUUUUCUAGGGGCUUUCAGCGACUUAUUCGGUCGGAAGCGAGUUUUGUUGUUGACCAUGGUUGGAAUUUGCUUAUCAAACGUCGUUUGGUGCUUUGCAUCCACUUUCUCGGUGUUCCUGCUUUCGCGGAUAAUCGGAGGACUGAGCAAGGGAAAUAUUGGAAUUUUUACUGCGAUUGUUGGUGACGUUUCUGAUACGGAUUCUCGCGGCAAAGGAAUGGCUUUGAUUGGGGCCGCGUUUUCUGUGGGAUUCAUCGUCGGCCCGUCGAUUGGAGCCGCUUUCGUUUCCUUCGGCAACGGUUCUGAAGGCAGUUCAGAAUGGUUCAUUUAUCCAGCUUUGUUCGCCGUUACUUUGACAGCAGUGAAUCUCAUUUUUGUGCACAUGUUCUUGCCAGAAACAUUGCCGGAAAGAAAAGCUAGUCCCGAAAAUUCUCAGUUUUCGUGGUCUCUGAGUUCAGCCGUGGCCCGAAUUCAUCCCGGAGAACUUUUCUGGUUUUCAUCUGUCGAACCUGUGGCUCGUAAGAAAUUGCAGACGCUGGGGCGAGCUUACUUCUUCUUCAUGUUCGUUUACUCGGGGUUGGAAUUUACGUUAACUUUUCUCGUUCGAUCUGCCUUUGGAUUUGGAUCGAUGGACCAGGGUAAAAUGUUCUUUUUUAUUGGGUUGACCAUGGCCCUCGUCCAGGGAGGUUACGUCCGCCGAGUCAAAUCCGGAGCUGAGCUUUCUAAAGUUAUGUUGGCCCUGUUUAUGAUGAUCCCUUCGUUUUUUAUAAUUGGGAUGUCGGCUACGAAAUCUGGAUUGUACGCUGGACUGGUUCUAUAUGGAGUGGGCUCAGCAGUCGUUGUGCCAUGCCUCACGACAAUGGUCUCUGAGGUUCCCGUGCAAACCAUAAAGCGUGGUUACGUUAUGGGAAUUUUUCGGGCGAUUGGCGCUCUUGCGCGUGCCGUUGGUCCCAUUUUCGCCUGCUCUCUGUAUUGGCUGUAUGGACCUACUAAUUGCUACAUCAUUGGCGGUGUUCUUAUGGUCUUGCCGCUCUGUAUUUUGUGGGGCUUUAAGAAAAGUGAGACGGACGGUUGUGUACCUGAAGGCAUGGAGUUUUCUGGCUCCCCGCAUGAACACUAUUUCAAAGUGAUCGUGCUGGGAAACUCUGGAGUCGGCAAGACUUGCUUGGUGCGACAGUUUCUCAAAGGAAUAUUUCCACCGGGACAAGGAGCGACUAUUGGUGUGGACUUCAUGCUCAAGACUGUUGAAAUUGAGGGUGAAAGAAUAAAGCUUCAAAUCUGGGAUACUGCUGGUCAAGAGCGGUUCCGAUCGAUAACGCAAAGCUACUAUCGUUCGGCGCACGCUCUUGUUCUGGUUUAUGAUGUCUCGAACCAACCGUCUUUCGAUUGCUUGCCGAAUUGGCUGUCUGAAAUUCAGCAAUAUGCCCAUCCAAAUGUGCUCAAGGCGUUAGUGGGGAAUAAAAUUGACCGCGACGAUAGAGAAGUUCCUACCGCUGUUGGUGAAGGAUUUGCGCAGAGAAAUGGGAUGUACUUUCUGGAAACAUCUGCAAAAGAGUCUGACAAUGUUGACAAACUCUUCAUGGAUAUCGCUGUGGACUUGUUCCAGGACGCGAAAAAGAAUGACACACUUUAUUCGGAGUCGUCGGGAUCCGUGUUGGAUGCGAGCAGUUAUUCGAUCGGAGGCUCGUCUUGUUGUAUUCGUUCUCCUGGAGAUACCGUUGAGGAAAAUGUGCGAACAAUUAUGGAAUUCGCAAAAAUCGAGGAAUCUGAAAUACGUGGCCUGGUUCAGCAGGUACAUUUUGGGGAUUUGAGCUCAGCUGCCGAUACAGUUCUAGUCGAAGUUUCUGACCAGCUGCUGAAACAGUUGGAAGACGGCGAUGAGUUUGUUUUUCGGGGAGAUGAAGACGAUUCUGUUGUUUUGUGUGGCGGCGGCGUGUCUUACGAUGUUCGAGAAGCCGACGUAUCCAACAAUCUUCUCUUUUUGCCUGACCUACGUUGUCCUGAGGAAGCUUCUCGGGCCUCACAAGGAAUAACUGUUUCAGCCGCCCAUGUAACGCUCAUGAAGCAAACGUACUGGGAACUGCGUCCGACGAAACCGAGAACGAAAAGGAUUCUCGAGUUGUUGUCGGUGGCUUUGUACAAUGGCCCUGAGAAAGAAAUGGAAAUCGAUGAGGAGUCGAGGAAGUUCUAUCAGAUCAGUGAUUUGCUGGAUUGCGUUCAGGCUAGUGAGCAGGAAAUUUUGACUGCGUUGAAGAAGAUGCGAGCGUAUACAGUUUCAGGAUGUUGGCGAAUUCUAAAGCCUGAGUACGAACUGCGAGUAUUGAACUUCAUCAUCAACUUCAUCGAGGAAAACUCCUGGGCACUGGAUAAGAUCGACCGUGAAGAGACCAUAAAAACCUUGAAAGAUCUCGAGCCUGAAGAAAUCGUUGCUCAAGUUUUUGACUUCUUUUUCGAGAAGGGCGAACAAGGGCUUCCGUCCAAGAUGAGAAAAGAUUUAGUUAGUCGUUAUUUUGGCGAAAUGUUGCUGAGGCAGUCGGAGAAGUUUGAUUUGGCAGAUUUUCUCAUGGCGUGGCAGGGAAGCCCUGAGUACGAACUGCGAGUAUUGAACUUCAUCAUCAACUUCAUCGAAGAAAACUCCUGGGCACUGGAUAAGAUCGACCGUGAAGAGACCAUAAAAACCUUGAAAGAUCUCGAGCCUGAAGAAAUCGUUGCUCAAGUUUUUGACUUCUUUUUCGAGAAGGGCGAACAAGGGCUUCCGUCCAAGAUGAGAAAAGAUUUAGUUAGUCGUUAUUUUGGCGAAAUGUUGCUGAGGCAGUCGGAGAAGUUUGAUUUGGCAGAUUUUCUCAUGGCGUGGCAGGGAAGCGUGCCUGAUGGUAUUCAAACAAACUUGUCGCAGUUGAGCGGAGUCGCGUUCGUGAAUAAAGCUGCGCAACCAGCGUAUGUUGAACGGUUGGCCGUGGAGAGUUUGCCGGACAACAUCACGGAUCGGUUAGCCUUACUGUUUAAAAAACGUGAAAAAUGGCUGCUGGAAGACGUUUCUCCGUUCAUCGAAGAUCUCACUACGGAAAAAGUGACGGCAAACGCACUCUUGACGAAGCAUGCUCGAGCGAUGCUGGUUGGCGGAAAGAAGUAUUUCUGUGCGAGACACGGAAAGUGA
This is a messenger RNA of Notodromas monacha, 4833 nucleotides long. NCBI's taxonomy places the organism in Eukaryota, Metazoa, Arthropoda, Ostracoda, Podocopida, Cyprididae. The record is from the annotation of a GenBank genome assembly.